Messenger RNA from Thamnophis sirtalis, 3458 nucleotides. NCBI's taxonomy places the organism in Eukaryota, Metazoa, Chordata, Lepidosauria, Squamata, Natricidae. The record is from RefSeq and is a predicted model, not a curated record.
GUGAUUGUCUCCAGAGGUGGCCGCUUCCUGGAAGCCCCAGUCUCAGGGAACCAACAGCUAUCCAACGAUGGGAUGCUGGUGAUAUUAGCAGCCGGAGACAGAGGCUUAUACGAAGACUGCAGUAGCUGUUUCCAGGCGAUGGGGAAGACUUCUUUCUUCCUAGGAGAAGUAGGCAAUGCUGCCAAGAUGAUGCUGAUCGUGAACAUGGUCCAAGGAAGCUUCAUGGCCACAAUAGCAGAGGGACUGACUUUGGCUCAGGUCACUGGUCAGUCCCAGCAGACCCUUCUGGACAUCCUCAAUCAGGGACAGCUGGCCAGCAUUUUCCUGGAUCAGAAGUGCCAAAAUAUCCUGCAAGGAAACUUCAAACCUGAUUUCUACCUGAAAUACAUCCAGAAGGAUCUCAGAUUAGCCAUUGCACUAGGCGAUUCUGUUAAUCAUCCAACUCCAAUGGCAGCUGCAGCCAAUGAGGUCUACAAACGGGCAAAAGCUUUGGACCAGUCUGAUAAUGACAUGUCUGCUGUGUACAGGGCCUACAUCCACUAGGCUACCUUCUCCUAAUUGUUAAUACUAUGAUUAAUUAUAACGAUGAAUACUGGGUUUUAACUCUGGACCAGUCCAUCUUUGUCUCUCUCUCUCUCUCUCCUCUCCCCUUAUUCCCACCACCCAUUUUCUUUCUUUCUUUUCCUUUUUAAUACAAAAAGAAAAAAAUAUCCCUCUUUUGAGAUCUGCCACAAGGACAGUUGCUACAGUAGGCCUUCCUGUGCCAGCUAGCUGCAGUAGAAGAGAUUGGACCACACAUCUCUUGCCACCCCUUGGGAGUCAUAGAAUGGAAUAUCUCCCCCCCCCCCCCCCAAAUAAUGCUGCUUGGCUUUAAUCCUGGUUCUCAUUGUAUUUGUGUCCCUGGGCAUUUUAAGUUCUUUCCAGCUGCUGUUUCACUAAUUUGCUGUGGAUAAAUAUAUAUAUAAAUAGAGUUCUCUUGCAUAGUCAAGACAGUUGAGAGGCGGAUGUCCCUUUACCUGGGUGGCUGUGACAAUUGGGGUGGGAUUCUGGCACACCUGUGUUCUUUGUCCCUGGAGAAAAAGAUUAGAAUAAAAGGUGUGUGUGGGGGGGGCUAAAUUUAUAUAGCGCCUGGCCAUAGUUCCCUAACAGAAGAAGAGGGUUUUACAUCCAAGCCUUCUCCAUGGAAACAGCUUUUGUAAUUAAGCCUUUUACUUAAUUCCAAUUCAAAGUGAGCCUCUAACAUGCAGGAUAUCUCUACAGGCUCUUAAUUCCCAAAUGGUUUAUCCAUUCUGAAAGCAUCUGUAAAAUGCUUUGACCAGCCUGUGAUUUCCCAGAAUGGGCAUUUACCAAAAAAAAAAAAAAAAAGAGGUAGAACUUCUAGAGUCUUUCUUCAGAUUCACCUUGAAGAAUCAGCACCCUGAAUGUAUGAAUCUUUGCUCCUCUAAUAUUCGCAAGGAUGAUUUGGGUCUUGAGUGUUGCCCGAUAAUCAGAAAAAAACAGAUCGUUUGAUAUGAAGAAUUUUGACUUCCCUGUUUUUCUUUCGGAAAAACUGAAGAUAGGCAUAACGUGAAGUAGAAAUGCUGCUUGCAAGUAAUGUAAUGAAAGAUUCAGCAAGCCAUGGACUGAUACAGAUUAAUUCUUUGUCAGAAUGACAAAGUAGUCUUAAAAUACAGGGAUGCCUCAACAUAUUCCAACAAAAUUGUAAUGUUUUUUUUUUUCAGUCUCAAAAGUCAGUAUUAAUCUUGAGAGAAAAGCCCUUUGCUCAAGCUACAUCAGAAAAGGUUGGAAACAAUUCUGGGUUCAUGCAGAGACUUUCACAUUUGCAUAAACAGAGCUCAAGAACUCAGCACCCAAAUACCUAGUCCGUUUAAUUGCGCAUUUCAGACCGGUGAACUUCUCUUGCCAGUAUUUAAACUUUCAAAAUGCAAAUGUGACAUCCAUCUCUUUGAACCUUGGGUUGAUCUCCAAGCUCUGGAUAUGCUGACCCAUUCUGAGUUCAGGCAGAGAAGACUCAGAGUUUUAGUUGCUAUAUUAAAAGUUUAGUUGAUAUAUUAAAAGAGUAGGACUGACCCUACUCUGCUCUUGCUACAGCACAUAUUCCUUACAUAGGUUUUCUUUCCUUCUGUGGUACAGACAAUCCACCUUAAAAAAAAGGACAUUGUUUUUUGUCCAGGGGUUUCAUAGCUAUUGGCCUGCUUUUUCCACACAGUGAAGUGUAUCUUGCCAAUGGAAAUGAGCUCCUUAUGAGUAAAAGUGAAGCUUUUAAGGACUAGUAUCUGUCAGGAAGAGCAGAUAGAUAUGGGAUAAGAUGACCUCAUUCCAGAUGGUGGUUCUUAAGGCAGUAAAUUACACACCAGGAAGUUACUCUUCCAAAGACCUUCUAAAGCAGGGAUUUCAACCUCGACUACUUUUAAGACCGAUGGACUUCAGCUACCAGAAUUCCCCAGCCAGCAUCGUUAGGGAAUUGAAUUCUCGGAGUUGAAGUCCAUCGAUCUUAAAGUUAGACACCUGUUGUAAAGAUUGUCAGGAAGAGGACAGGGAGAUCCUUCUGAGAGUUUGUGAGAACCUUGCAGAACCUGAGCAGAAAUAGUUCCCAGAAUACUUUAUUUUGUCUCCCUAGCAAAAAUAAAUAAAAAAUCCAGAUGGAACUAGGAACUGCAAUGUUAAGAGAACUGCAGCGUCUUCCAUUCAAUCUCUCUUAUCUUGUGGUUUCUCUUGUCAGAGAGGGGAAAUAUCUCCUGGAGGGGUGCGGUCCUUUCUGCAGCACUGCACGGUUAGUGAUACCCCAAGGGGGGGCAACAGCUCAAAACGCUAACAAGAACUUGGAACUGCUGGCUCAUCUCAUGCCUUUUUUUUAGAAGGACACCAUUAGUCUACCAGUUUUACAUUUGCUAUAUAUUUGCUGGUUUAAGGUGCCAUGGGACUCCUUUUCCUACUCAGCCUUUCUGCUCUUGAGAGCCAACUUUGAUCAGUUCUCAGUUGGGGUGUCCUUAAAAUCCAACUGGCACAAUGGCGCAGGAGGGGAGAAAGCGUUUGUUACAAGAGGAAUACGAUGGAACUGGCUUAGUCAUUGUUGUCUUAAUAUUGUUGACAAUACUGUAAAGUUUCUUUUUUAAAAAAAAACACAAAUGGGAUUUCUGUUUUAGCAGUUGCUUUUUUUGUUGUUGUUCCCUCCUUUUUCAAGAUUAAAAAGAUAUUUACACUUGUGGAGAGCUUGUAAGAAAAAAAGCUGUUUCUUUUAAUUCCUUCUCCUUUGAUGAAUGAUCUAUAUAGGUAAUUAAGGUUGUGAAUUUUUUAUUUUUUAUUUUUGCCUUGUUUUUAAUUAAUGUUUUGUCAUUUGGAUAGGAUGUGUGGUGAUGAUUUAAAUGGCAAACACAGACAAAAUGAUUUUUUUUCUUGUGCAAUUAACAAAGCUACUGGCAAAAGGAAAUAAAACUUUUCUUGGUAACACAAUACUA